AUGUCUUUUUCAGGUCUGGAAUACAUCGAGGAUCACCUGGAAGAAGAGUGCUUGAAUCAGUCACCAGGUAUUGGCUCCUGUGCCUCUGAUGAAAAGGACUUCUUUGCAAGCAUGAAGCCAACUCAUGGAUCUGGUGGGGGACAGGGAUGCCCACUUGAUGAACAUGAAGAAGACGACUAUGAUGAAGAAGCUGAGCUUCAAGAUGUUGGUGCCAUCCUGACUGAUGACACAGGCCUUGAUGUACAGAUAUUAGAAAAGAGCAGUGAAGAUGCAGCACCUCAGCCUCUGGAAGAAGCAGAAAAGACUUUGUCCCUGAAUGAGUGUAAUUCAGAGGAGAGCAGAGAGGAUGAGGAGCUACAGCCUGAGAGAAAGAGCCUGGAGGACUUCAACUUCCUCAGUGUGCUUGGAAAGGGUACAUACGGGAAGGUGAUUUUGUCCGAGCUCAAAGGCACUGAUGAGGUGUAUGCGCUGAAGUUUAUGAAGAAGGAAACGAUUUGGGAAUAUGAAAACAUCAGCUGCACCUUCAUGGAGAGGCGGAUCUUGGCUCUGGCCAGUGAACACCCCUACCUGACCCACCUCUACUGUAGCUUCCAGACCAGCGACUCACUGUGCUUCGCAAUGGAAUUUGUGAAUGGCGGGGAUCUUGCAUUUCACAUUUCCUGUUCAUGUGGAUUUGAUGAACCCCGCACCAGAUUUUAUGCUGCUGAGAUCGCCUGUGCCCUCAUGUUCCUCCACCGCAACGGGAUUAUUCACAGAGAUCUCAAACCCGGAAACAUCCUCCUAGAUGCCGAUGGCCACUGCAAGCUGGCUGACUUCGGCUUGUGCGCAGAGGGAAUACUAGACGGCAAGACUGCCAACACUUUUUGUGGCACACCCAACUACAUGGCACCAGAGGUGUUACAGUAUUGGGAAUACGACACAUCGGUGGAUUGGUGGGCCCUAGGUGUGAUCAUGUACGAGAUGAUGACAGGCUACGCUCCGUUUCAUGAUCACAACGAGGAGAAGAUGUUUGAGUCCAUCAUCAGUGCUGAACCGGAAUAUCCAUCAGACCUCAGCAGGAAUGCGAUCAGCAUCCUCAAAGCGUUCCUGAGGAAGAAGCCCAUGGAUCGUCUCGGCUGUGUGGUGUCCGAGGGCAAGGAGAAUGCCAUCAAAGCUCACCCUUUCUUCAGUGAGAUCAACUGGUCAUGGCUGGAACAGAGGAAUAAUUUUGAUGGCAGAUUCACCUGUGAGGAGCCCAAGCUUUCUCAUGGGAAUCUCUCCUUCUUCAUCCAGUCCAUCCAAGAGGAGUUUGAUGGCUUCUCAUUUAUUAACACUAAAUAUUAACUUUGCUGACCCUACACACCCCUCACACACACUCCUCACCCUCCUGCCCCCAGGAAAAAAAUACAGAAGCAUUUGAGCCUCACAACCAGACUGUGUAACAGUUUCUUUCCUCCAGCCAUCAGACUCAACACCCAGAACAGAACAUUCAUAUUCAAUAUACAUCUAUGUUUA
Hemibagrus wyckioides is the source of this 1494-nucleotide messenger RNA. RefSeq names its product protein kinase C epsilon type-like. The transcript is spliced from 3 exons. The record is from RefSeq and is a predicted model, not a curated record. The coding region runs from base 1 to 1323 and encodes 440 amino acids. NCBI's taxonomy places the organism in Eukaryota, Metazoa, Chordata, Actinopteri, Siluriformes, Bagridae. Gene Ontology annotation, biological process: protein phosphorylation. Gene Ontology annotation, molecular function: ATP binding; protein serine/threonine kinase activity.